Molecule: messenger RNA, 1869 nt
Organism: Plasmodium fragile
Lineage: Eukaryota; Apicomplexa; Aconoidasida; Haemosporida; Plasmodiidae
Exons: 1
Coding region: 1-1869 (622 amino acids)
Biological process (GO): mRNA splicing, via spliceosome
Cellular component (GO): spliceosomal complex
Molecular function (GO): RNA binding
Source: RefSeq, a predicted model, not a curated record
AUGGCGCAGUUCCUAAUGGAGCAGAUCCGGUACAUGCACGAGGAGAUCGAGAUGAUGGAGAAGGCAAUCGCCGACCUGAUCGAAGAGAAGGUACGGAAGAAGAAGGAGUGGAGCAUUCGUUACGACUACUCCAUCAGUUACCUAGUGGAGAAGAUACAAACCAAGUCAAAACUGCUGCUGCAGUAUUACAAGGAUGAAGACAAUUUAAAAAAGGAGGAAAUGCAAUUCAUUUCUGGUAAGACCAGUGAAGGAGGACAGGUAGCAAAAGCGGAAGAGGAAGAGGACGACGAAGAAGGAGGCGAAGUGGAGGGGGAACGCUACGGCGAAGCCAAUGACUUGUGGAAAAACUACUACGAAAGAGUCAAGUACAUCCGAGACUACCACAAAAAAAAUAACAUAAAAAAAAUCGAACUUCGAAAUUACAAGGCUUAUAAAUAUGAAGCUCUGAAAAACAACAACCUGAAGGAGAGUUUUUCCCCGGUGGAAAGAAAAGGCAAGUAUGUAGACAUGCAUAAAUUUUACCACGAUUUUGUGAAUAUAAAAAAGAUUAAAAAUUUUAGGGUUAGUGUAUAUCGAAAGAAGGACUUAGCUAGCCAAAAGAAGAAAGGUAUUGCUGAAAAGGAUAAGGGGAAGAAUUCCUCCAAAGGGGGGAAAUCGAACGAAGGAGAAUUUAAAGAAAUGGAUUUGGUCACUUACCUUCACAAUUUCACUCGCUUCUAUUACAUCCCGAGAUAUUGUAAAUAUAAAAAUGAAGAAUAUAAAAAGUACUUGAAAAAUUUAUUGAAUUAUCUUAUGAAUUUUUUUUCAAAAGUGAAUGUGUUGGUGGACUGCCAGAAAAUACAUGCACAGUAUGAGGAGAACUUUGAAAAUAAAUUCAAGGAGAAGGAAAUUAAGCAGUGGGAAAAAUACACUUAUGAUUUGGACCUAUAUUGUAACGUGAAUAAUAAGCUGUACGCUUCCGAGGGGACUUUCAACUCUUAUAAGAAUAGCAAACACUACGAUGAGGAUUUGAAGAAGUAUAUGGAGAAGGCACUCACCGUGGAACAGCUUGAAGAGUUCAAGAAGGAGAUCGAACAAGAGGAUAAAGAGCUAGCCAAGUGUGAAUACCUUAUCGAAUUAUAUAAAAAUGUUUUGAAUAAAAUUUUUCAAAAAACUAUUCAAAAGAUACAAAGGAAGCAAGCCAUCAGUGUGGAUGAAUUACAGAAGAAAAAAAAAGUAGAAAAAAGGAAUGACAAUUUUUUAAGUUUACGUGAUCGUAAGGGAUUGUAUAACAAUGAAGAAUAUGGUGAACGAAAUGAUUUUCCUCAUUUGUACAAUUCUAACCCAUUUGGACUCUCCUCCUCAUCCGAUGAUGAUGACUCUUCUACGAAUGCGUCCGACCGGGGUAGUGUAAACGGUGAAGGAGAUGGGAAGAAAAAAAAAAAAAAAAAAAACGGAGCAAACGGAGUGGAUGAAGCAGAUGAGGAAGAUGAAGAUGACGAUGAGAAACCUAUUUAUAAUCCCUUGAAUCUACCCCUAGGACAUGAUAAUAAGCCUAUACCUUACUGGCUUUAUAAGUUACACGGGCUGUCCAAGGAGUAUACGUGCGAAAUUUGUGGUAACUACUCCUACUUUGGAAGAGCCCAGUUUGAAAAGCACUUUUACGAGUGGAGGCAUUCCUUCGGUAUGAAGUGCCUGAACAUCCCCAAUACUCUCCACUUUAAGGAGAUCACCAAAAUCGACGACGCCCUAAACCUGUAUGAGCGCCUGAAGAAGCAGACGCAGAUGAACGUCUUCAAGCCAGACCAGGAGGUCGAGUGUGAAGACUCCAAGGGCAACGUCAUGAACAUGAAGGCAUACGAUGAUUUGAAGCGCCAGGGGCUGCUCUAG